Cylindrotheca closterium is the source of this 978-nucleotide messenger RNA. The record is from the annotation of a GenBank genome assembly. Lineage: Eukaryota; Bacillariophyta; Bacillariophyceae; Bacillariales; Bacillariaceae.
AUGACAGAACCAACUCCGACAACUACUACCAUCCCCAUCAUAUACUUGAAUGAUCCAGACGAAGCAUCCAACGUUGCCAAACUGAGACAAUGUUGCUUGGAACAUGGUUUCUUUUAUUUGGGAGGUCACGGAAUGGAAGAUAUCUUUCCGAAAAUGUUUGCCGAAUCCCAGCGACUCUUUGAAUUGUCACAAGAGGAGAAGCUAGGGUUGUAUGACGCCAAAAUGAGUCGAGGAUACCAGGCCCUUGGAUCCGAAACCUUGGAUCCAGUCUUGUCCAAGCAUGGCGACUCCAAAGAAGGAUUUUACAUUGGCAAUCACAUUCCUGUUACUGACAAACGAUACAAUCCAGCCAAACUCAAGGGACCCAAUGUAUGGCCUACUGCAGACAACUGUUCUUUGGAAAAGCCUACACAAUUUGUCGACACCAUGCAAGAAUACCAUUCCAGGGCAUCUGCAGCUGGUUUGCAAGUCAUUCAAUUGCUAGCUCUGGCGCUUGGUUUGCCGAACAAGCAUGAUUUGGACCACAACUUUACCGAAAAUUGGGCCACGGUACGAUUGUUACACUAUGCCGCCGUCCAAAGCCAACCCCAAGAAGGAUUGUUUGCCUGUGGAGCCCAUUCGGAUUAUGGAAUGAUUACCUUGCUGCUCACGGAUGAGAAUCCGGGAUUGCAAAUUCUGAGCAACCAGGAAUGGGUGGAUGUUCCACCCAAAAAGGACUUGUUUGUUGUGAAUUUGGGAGACAUGUUGGAACGAUGGACCAAUGGUAUGUUUCGUUCGACCAUGCACCGGGUGGUGACGACUGGUGAUCAGGAACGGUAUUCCGUGCCCUUUUUCUACGAACCCAACUUUGAUGCCCCUGUGGAAUGUUUGUCCGUGUGUUGCUCGGAAGAGAAUCCGGCCAAGUAUCCACCCACCACAGCGGGCCAACACAUAUUGGACAAGUACAAUCAAACCAGAGAAGAUUUCAAGUCGGAUUGA